Penicillium macrosclerotiorum is the source of this 621-nucleotide messenger RNA. RefSeq lists its product as uncharacterized. The transcript has a single exon. The coding region runs from base 1 to 621 and encodes 206 amino acids. The record is from RefSeq and is a predicted model, not a curated record. Lineage: Eukaryota; Fungi; Ascomycota; Eurotiomycetes; Eurotiales; Aspergillaceae.
AUGGCAAUAAGUACGAGCGCAUGCACUCGCAUGCGACGUCUAAAACGAGGGAUAAUUCCCCCUCAACAUGACUCGUGCGCCAGCCUUCGCCGCUGGAGACCCAACCGCCCCAUUGCGUUCUCGCAGCCUGGACUAAACCUACAUGCUGCCUGCAUUGCCUCGGCGCCUCAGAAUCUGCCAGUGCCAACCUCAUUGGUGGCUAGUAAGGACGGUCUCCUGUCUCAACAAUGGAAAUCACCAAUUUGCAUCUGGAACUCAACUCCAAGCCUUCACGGCGGUCCUCGCAGGUUCCUCAGUACACGCGGUUCAGCAUUAGCCGAUGUUCCAUCAGAGACCAGUCAACAUGAACAAAGUUUGCCAGAAGAUAUGCAAGGCUCCUCUUGUACAAUCAAGCCUGAAAAUAAUCAGCCAGGCAUGGUGAAUAAGGACAAGGAACAGCUCAAGUAUUUUACUACCCUCCUACACCGAGGUGUGUUCACGCUCAAAGAACAGUAUGAAGGCACCGGACACAACCCGGUAACUUGCACAUUGUCCAUCUCUGUGCCGGGAAUGGAGGGCACCUUAUCAGCCCAAGCAGAAGGCCAUGGCAAGGUGUGUUUGGCUUCCAUUCCAUACCCAUAG